This is a messenger RNA of Microthlaspi erraticum, 1845 nucleotides long. The record is from the annotation of a GenBank genome assembly. NCBI's taxonomy places the organism in Eukaryota, Viridiplantae, Streptophyta, Magnoliopsida, Brassicales, Brassicaceae.
AUGAACAAAGCGGCGGUCUCAGGAGCUAUCGAAUCAAGUUUCUCUUUGCCUGAUGCAGUUGGUACGGAAGCUCUAAAUAUGCAGAGGAGCAGUGGCAUCAAUAACAUGCGUAUCCCAACAUCACCAUUGUCUUUCUCCUCGAACAACAUAAACUCUCCGGGCUCACUGGUUCUUGAUGGCUCUGCUUCAAUGCAACACUUGUCUCAGCAGCAGCAGCAGCAGCAAGCAGGGCAAGGCUCUGUUCAAAUGAGGGAAAACAAUUACAACCAUGUGGAUAAGAAACCUAGAUUAGAAGUGAAGCAAGAGGACAUGUUGCAGCAGCAGAUUUUACAGCAGUUGAUCCAGCGUCAGGACCCCACGGGAAGGAAUCCGCAGUUGCAAGCUUUGCUUCAGCAGCAGAGAAUGAGGCAACAGCACCAGAUUCUUCAAUCCAUGUCGCCGUCUCAGAGACUCCAGCUCCAGCAACAGCAGCAGUUGAGGCAGCAGUUGCAGCAACAAGGCACUCAACAGAUCCCUCCUAACGUUCGUCCUUAUGAAGCUGGCGUCUGUGCUCGGAAAUUGAUGAUGUACUUGUAUCAUCUGCAGCAACGACCUGCUGAAAAUUGCAUUACGUAUUGGAGGAAAUUUGUGGCAGAAUACUUCUCACCUCGUGCAAAGCAAAGGUUGUGCUUGUCACAGUACGAAAGUGCUGGGCACCAUGCGCUUGGCAUGUUUCCACAGGCAGCUCCGGAUAUGUGGCAGUGUGAUCUUUGCGGCACCAAGUCUGGAAAAGGAUUUGAGGCAACAUUCGAUGUGCUAGCCAGACUUAUUGAAAUCAAAUUCGCGAGUGGCAUCAUUGACGAGCUCUUAUAUCUGGACCACCCACGAGAAAACAGAUUUUCGAAUGGAAUGAUGAUGUUAGAAUAUAGAAAAGCAGUUCAAGAAACUGUACACGAGCAGUUCCGCGUUGUCCGUGAAGGCCAUCUUCGUAUCAUAUUCUCUCAAGAUUUGAAGAUACUGUCUUGGGAGUUUUGUGCUCGGCGUCAUGAAGAGCUUCUUCUCCGAAGACUUAUUGCUCCUCAGGUGAACCAGUUACUUCAGGUUGCACAGAAAUGCCAGAGCACGAUUUCGGAGAGUGGGUCUGAGGGAGUUUCCCAGCAGGAUUUACAGUCAAACAGUAACAUGGUCUUGGGAGCAGGACGGCAGCUGGCAAAAUUCAUGGAACUACAGUCACUGAAUGAUCUUGGCUAUCCAAAAAGAUAUAUCAGAACUCUACAGAUAUCUGAAGUUGUCAAGAGCAUGAAGGAUCUGAUGAAUUUCACUGGCGAUAACAAAAUCGGCCCUAUUGAGGGGUUGAAACGACUUUUGGAACAGACGGCGACAGUGAAGCUCCAGAGGCAAAAAAUGCUAGAGAUGGAGCAGUUGGGAACCAAUGCAACCAUGAAUGGACCAGCUCAAGCUCAAAUGGCUAUGAAUGGACCUGCUCAAGCUCAAAUGGCAAUGACUCCGGGAACGAUGAACGGCCUAACGGGCAACAACAACAACAACAACAACAACUCGAGCAAUCAGCAGCAACUUGUUGGUCGAGGAGCUAUGAAUGGCUCAGCACAAGCGGCGGCAGCUCUGACCAACUACCAGAGCAUGCUUAUGAGGCAAAACGCUAUGAACAACCCGAACCCAAACUCAAAUACUGGGAAACAAGAAGGGUUCUCGAGUCCUCAGAACGCAACCCCAAACUCAAGCCAGAGUCCAUCUUCUUCGUCCCAUCAGCGGCAGAACUUGGCAACAGGUGGAUUUCCUAGCUCUCCUCAAAUGCAACAAGUGGACAUACUUGACGAAGAUUUUUACUAUUCCCUCUCACAUUGA